Messenger RNA from Leptosomus discolor (cuckoo roller), 3516 nucleotides. NCBI's taxonomy places the organism in Eukaryota, Metazoa, Chordata, Aves, Leptosomiformes, Leptosomidae. The record is from RefSeq and is a predicted model, not a curated record.
AUGGCCGAGUGUUACUUUUGCGGCCCAAAUGUUGACAUUCGCAAUGAUAUCCAUGAGCUGAAACGCCUGGAGAACUGUACGGUAAUUGAGGGUUUCCUGCAAAUUCUGCUCAUCUCUAAAGCAGAGGAUUACCGCAACUUCCGCUUCCCAAAGCUCACUGUCAUAACUGACUAUUUGCUGCUGUUCCGUGUGGCAGGCUUGGAAAGCCUCAGCGAUCUCUUCCCCAACCUCACAGUCAUUCGUGGGAGGAACCUCUUCUAUAACUAUGCCUUGGUUAUCUUUGAAAUGACAAAUCUUAAAGAGAUUGGGCUUCACAACUUGAGGAACAUAACCCGCGGGGCCAUACGGAUUGAGAAGAACUCUGACCUGUGUUACCUCUCCACAGUGGACUGGUCUCUCAUCCUAGAUGCAGUGUCCAAUAACUACAUCGUUGGGAAUAAACCUCCAAAGGAAUGUGGGGACUUGUGUCCAGGAACAAUGGAAGAGAAGCCGUUGUGUGAGAAGACAUCUAUUAACAAUGAAUACAACUACCGCUGCUGGACCACCAACCACUGCCAGAAAAUGUGCCCCAGCUCAUGUGGCAAGCGAGCUUGUACAGACCAAAACGAGUGCUGCCAUCCCGAAUGCUUGGGGAGCUGCACGGCGCCUGACAACAACACGGCUUGCGUGGCCUGCCGCAAUUACUACUACGAAGGAGUCUGCAUGCCCACCUGCCCUCCCAACACCUACAAGUUCGAGGGCUGGCGCUGUGUGACUAAAGAGUUUUGCUCCAAAGUCCCUGCCACUGAAACAAGUGAAUACGAGAGGUUUGUGAUUCACAACGAUGAGUGCAUGGCAGAAUGCCCCUCGGGAUUCAUACGCAAUGGGAGCCAAAGCAUGUUCUGCAGUCCUUGUGAGGGGCCUUGCCCCAAAAUUUGCGAGGACGGGAAAACGAAGACCAUUGACUCUGUCACAUCAGCACAAAUGUUGCAGGGAUGCACCAUUCUCAAGGGAAAUCUGCUGAUUAACAUCCGUCGUGGAAAUAACAUCGCCUCAGAACUGGAGAAUUUUAUGGGUCUGAUUGAGACAGUGACAGGGUAUGUGAAGAUUCGUCAUUCCCAUGCCUUAGUCUCCCUGUCUUUCUUGAAGAACCUGCGGUAUAUUCUGGGAGAGGAACAGGUGGAUGGGAAUUACUCCUUCUACGUGCUUGACAACCACAAUCUUCAGCAGCUGUGGGACUGGAACCAUCAUAACUUGACGAUCAAGGAGGGGAAAAUGUACUUUGCAUUUAAUCCUAAACUGUGUGUUUCUGAGAUUUACCGUAUGGAGGAAGUUUCAGGAACCAAGGGACGACAGAGCAAAGGAGAUAUAAAUCCAAGGAACAAUGGGGAGCGAGCCUCUUGUGAAAGCCACAUUCUGCGUUUUGUUUCCAACACUACGCUCAAGAAUCGGAUUAAACUAACAUGGGAACGGUAUCGCCCUCCAGAUUAUAGAGAUCUCAUUAGCUUCACUGUUUACUACAAAGAAGCACCUUUCAAAAACGUGACAGAGUAUGAUGGGCAAGAUGCGUGUGGCUCCAAUAGCUGGAACAUGGUUGACGUUGACCUGCCACCGAACAAAGAGAACAAUCCUGGAAUCCUACUGCAGGGAUUGAAACCUUGGACUCAAUAUGCCAUUUAUGUCAAGGCUGUUACCCUCACAAUGAUGGAAAACCAUCAUAUUCAUGGAGCAAAAAGUGAAAUUGUGUAUAUACGAACCAAUGCUGCAGUGCCAUCCAUUCCCUUAGAUGUUAUUUCAGCAUCCAACUCCUCAUCCCAGCUGAUAGUGAAAUGGAAUCCUCCCUCUCUUCCCAACGGCAACCUCUCAUACUACAUCGUACGAUGGCAGCAGCAACCUCAGGACAGUUACCUUUACAGACACAAUUACUGCUCCAAAGAUAAAGUCCCAAUUCGAAGAUAUGCUGAUGGGACCAUUGAUACAGAAGAAGCUACUGAACCCACCAAGCCAGAGGGCUGCGGGGGAGAAAAAGGACCUUGUUGUGCUUGUCCCAAGACGGAGGCAGAAAAGCAAGCUGAGAAGGAGGAAGCAGAGUACCGGAAAGUCUUUGAGAACUUCCUUCACAACUCCAUCUUUGUCCCCAGACCGGAUCGGAAGCGGAGGGACGUGUUCCGAAUAGCAAAUGCCACUUUGGCCACUCGAAACAGGAAUGUGACUGGGACAGAUCACUUCACCAAUGUUUCUGACGCAGAGGAGAGUGAGGUGGAAUACCCGUUCUUUGAGACCAAAGUGGAUGGCAAGGAGAGAACUGUGAUCUCCCAUCUCCAGCCUUUUACUCUUUACCGCAUUGAUAUUCACAGCUGCAACCAUGAAGCUGACACACUUGGUUGUAGCGCUUCCAACUUUGUCUUUGCAAGAACCAUGCCUUCAGAGGGAGCAGAUAACAUUCCAGGAACAGUAUCGUGGGAAGCAAAAGAAGAAAAUACCGUCUACCUGAAGUGGUUAGAGCCUGCAAAUCCAAAUGGGCUGAUACUAAUGUAUGAAAUCAAAUACGGGCAGCAUGGAGAGGAGAAGCGGGAAUGUGUUUCCAGACAGGAAUACAAGAAGCUUGGAGGAGCUAAACUAACUCAUCUAAACCCUGGAAACUAUUCUGCUAGAGUUCAGGCCACUUCAUUAGCUGGAAAUGGGUCGUGGACUGAGCCAGUCUCUUUCUAUGUGCAGCCCAAAUCAGCAAACUAUGGAAACUUCCUGCACUUGGUAAUUGUGCUCCCUAUUGCUUUCCUGCUCAUCAUUGGGGGAUUACUGAUAAUGCUGUAUGUCUUUAACAAAAAGAGGAACAGUGACAGACUGGGCAAUGGAGUACUUUAUGCUUCUGUGAACCCCGAGUACUUCAGUGCUUCAGAUGUGUACGUUCCAGAUGAAUGGGAGGUGCCCCGUGAGAAGAUCACCAUGUGUCGGGAGCUUGGGCAAGGCUCCUUUGGAAUGGUGUAUGAGGGAAUAGCCAAGGGAGUGGUGAAGGAUGAGCCAGAGACCAGGGUGGCCAUCAAGACUGUCAAUGAGUCUGCAAGCAUGCGUGAGAGGAUAGAGUUCUUAAAUGAGGCCUCAGUGAUGAAGGAGUUUAAUUGUCACCAUGUGGUUCGGCUGCUUGGUGUUGUUUCUCAGGGCCAGCCUACGCUGGUUAUCAUGGAGCUGAUGACACGUGGGGACCUGAAAAGUUACCUGAGAUCAUUGAGGCCAGACACAGAGAAUAAUCCUGGCCAGGCACCUCCGACUUUGAAGAAGAUGAUUCAGAUGGCAGGAGAGAUUGCUGAUGGGAUGGCAUACCUCAACGCCAACAAAUUUGUUCACAGAGACCUUGCUGCGAGAAACUGCAUGGUGGCAGAAGACUUCACAGUGAAAAUUGGAGAUUUUGGCAUGACAAGAGAUAUCUACGAGACAGAUUAUUAUCGUAAAGGAGGGAAAGGUUUGCUGCCUGUCCGCUGGAUGUCCCCAGAAUCACUGAAAGAUGGAGUCUUCACAACACACUCCGAUGUCUGGUAA